AUGGCUGCCUAUACGCAGCAGCUCCUCGUCUGCACAGGGAAGCGGGAUUGGACGAGUCGCAUUGAUGAAGAUGGCGAGAAUGAAGGCUGGGGAAGUCUCCUGCGAGGAAUGAAGCGUCUACUAGGUCGUGGUGGGCCUUACCUUGAUCCAUUCAACAACGUCCUCACAACGGCCACAUCAAUCGCACCCUCAACAACCUCCCCCACAACCGCCUCAGCCUUCCUCUUCCCAAGCUUCAAAUACAUCCCCUCAAUACCCGCAGACACCGCAUCACCCUCAGAACAAAAAACUGACCUUGUCACCUUCAUCCGCGCCUAUCUCCUCCCAAAACGCCUCCACCACAUGCACUCCUCCCACAGAACCUCCAAACAAAAAGACAUGACCCGCGUCCCAGAACUAGCAUCGCACUUCCCCGACGCAAUCGACAUAAACCACUCUCCCACAAUCCUAAUCUGCGGCCAUGGCGGCCGAGACAUGCGCUGCGGCGUUAUGGCACCAGCACUGGAAACCGAGUUCCAGCGAGUCUUACAAGCGCGCGGAUUUACUGCUGGCAGUGAAGGUGCACGGGCGACGGUUGAUGCGCCGGACCAUGCGAAUAUCGGAUUGAUUAGCCACGUUGGUGGCCAUAAAUAUGCGGGCAAUGUUAUUGUUUAUAUCCCGCCUAAGAUGAUGUCCGGUGAGGAUGCUUCGGUGCCGCAUCCGUUGGCUGGGAAGGGGAUUUGGUAUGGGCGUGUUGAGCCGAAGCAUGUGCAGGGGAUUGUUGAUGAGACUGUCUUUGGGGGGAGGGUCGUUACGGAUCAUUUCCGUGGUGGGAUUGAUCGGUCCGGGGAUAUUUUGAGGUUGUAG
Messenger RNA from Penicillium arizonense, 846 nucleotides. RefSeq names its product sucrase/ferredoxin-like domain-containing protein. Lineage: Eukaryota; Fungi; Ascomycota; Eurotiomycetes; Eurotiales; Aspergillaceae. The record is from RefSeq and is a predicted model, not a curated record. The coding region runs from base 1 to 846 and encodes 281 amino acids. The transcript has 2 exons.